Molecule: messenger RNA, 3015 nt
Organism: Anoplopoma fimbria (sablefish)
Lineage: Eukaryota; Metazoa; Chordata; Actinopteri; Perciformes; Anoplopomatidae
Gene: adora2ab
Product: adenosine A2a receptor b
Biological process (GO): G protein-coupled adenosine receptor signaling pathway; adenylate cyclase-activating G protein-coupled receptor signaling pathway
Cellular component (GO): membrane
Molecular function (GO): G protein-coupled adenosine receptor activity
Source: RefSeq, a predicted model, not a curated record
GCAAAGCUAACAUGUGCAGUUGUGUCGUGUCAGAGGAUUUACACAUGUAAACACGUUGAUCGGGUGGAAAGACGAAUUAUUUUCAAUCUCACAAUAAGACCACUGCGCUUAAUUGGCUGCAGUCCAGCAUUCUGCUGCUGUCUGCGGCAAAGUUUACCGAGCUGCACACAAAAGAGGCGAAGACGGUUGCAGAGAUAAAGAGGAAGACUGACAGACUGUUAUAGUGUGACUGACAGUAAAGCAUUGAGUCAGGCAGGUGUUUGCGAUGGGAACUUCAUGCCUCAGCUGUCCUUGCGUGACACAAUCACUCUUCCCUUAAGUCAUUCCAUGCGGUUUGGCAAGCAGGUAUUUUGUCUAAAAACAAGUCAAGCGGCUGAGUCUGUGGGAUGAAAGCACAAAAAAAGCAAAAAAGGAGGAACAAAUAACCAUGCUGAAGAAUGACGAGCUGGUCUAUAUUGGCCUGGAGCUGGUGAUCGCUUUCCUGUCUGUGGCUGGGAACAUCCUGGUCUGCUGGGCCGUCUGCCUCAACUCCAACCUGCAGAGCAUCACCAACUUCUUUGUGGUGUCACUGGCAGUGGCUGAUAUUGCUGUUGGGCUGCUGGCAAUUCCCUUUGCUAUCACUAUAAGUACCGGAUUCUGUGCCAACUUCUUCGGCUGCCUGUUCAUCGCUUGCUUCGUCCUCAUACUCACCCAGAGCUCCAUCUUCAGCCUGCUGGCCAUCGCUGUAGACCGCUACAUCGCUAUCAAGAACCCGCUCAGGUACAACAGCCUGGUGACGGGGCAGAGGGCAAAGGGCAUCAUUGCAUUGUGCUGGGUUCUCUCAGUAGGCAUCGGCCUGACUCCGAUGCUGGGCUGGAACAGAGGUUGGAACAGCACCGCCGCAGCCAGCAGCAAACGCUGCCCUGAAGGCUUGACGGUGUGCCUGUUUGAAGGAGUGGUUACGAUGGACUACAUGAUCUAUUUCAAUUUCUUCGGCUGUGUGCUGGUUCCCUUGCUGGUCAUGCUGGUCAUCUAUGCCAAUAUCUUCAUGGCUGCCCGGCACCAGCUCCGACUGAUGGGGCUCAAAGUCGCUCACACCCCUGCUCCCGGAGAAAUUUCCUCACCGUCAAGCCCGUCUCGAUCCACCCUGCAGAAGGAGGUGCGUGCUGCCAAAUCGCUGGCCACCAUCGUGGGUUUCUUUGCUCUGUGUUGGCUUCCGCUGCACAUCCUUAACUGUUUCAACCACCUGUGUCAGGACUGCGGCCGUGCACAUAUCUGGUUGAUGAACAUUGCCAUCAUCCUCUCCCAUGCUAACUCUGUUGUGAAUCCCUUCAUCUAUGCUUAUCACAUUCGGGAGUUCAGACAGACCUUUCGGAGGAUCCUGUACCAGCACAUCCUAGGGCAGAGGGAUGGACAUGGGUUUAGGGCUAGGAGUGGUAAUGUCGGAGGUGUCGUGAGCAGCACCAUGAUGCGCACUUCCUCCCGUACCAGUAAAGAGGGUUCAUCGUGUGGCACAGUAGUGAAUAGCUACAUCCUGGACCCCAGUCCUGAACAUUCUCAAUCACAAGCAGCUCACAAAGCCUCUUGCCAAUGGACAACAAAGUUAGACGCUGCACCAAGCAGCUACAAACCCAACGGACACCAAAAAAACGGUAGCACCGUUCCAGCGAUGCAGCAGCAGCAUCAAUGCAUCAUGGGCUUUGCUGCUCAGGAUGAAGUCGAGUCUGUGACAGCAACAGAUGUGUUGGAGGUGAAAGACAGUGGUAGUUGCAUUUCUUUUGUGAAUGUUCACGCUCUAUCUCUAAAACAGACCGACUAUGAUGCUCAACAGAGCUUACAGAAGUGUCAUGACAAAGAUAUUUAGGUAUUUAAAAACGAUAUAUACACUAUGACCAUAAAACAUAUAACAGUUUGCAAACAUGACAACAUGAAGAAGGAUUAAUGAAGCCUCAUUAAAUCGACAGCAAAUGUUUCUAUUUCUGAAGUCACAUAAACUGGUUGCAGGGAAUAUAUUGGCCUGCUUUAUUACUUUUUCUCAUCAACCAUCUCCGUGUUGGAUCAGAUUUACAAGCGCACACCAGAAUUUGUCAAAAGAGUAAGCUGCUAAUAACAUCUUAUUGACAUGGAGUAUAAAAACAUCUAUGUCCUUUCUCAAGAUAAAUGUGCAUUUUUUAGGUUGCAUGCCUUUCAAACAAUGUGCAUUUUAGAAAAAAAUGCUUUAUCAACUGUACUAUAUCUCGCAAUGCUUUUGUAGGAGACAAUACAUUUUUUAACUGCUUUUUUUAUAAUGUUGCAUAACAAUUUGUAAUGUUCAUCUGUAUUGUUUUUAUUCACUGGAGAAUUAAAAGUCUUAACGUAACAUUCUGCUGCACAACUACAUGAACCAUAACCAAGAAGAGCAGGAAAUAAUGGUCUGAAUAUCAUAAACCACAGUCCUCACAGACAGCUUGUGGGAAACAAUGAUACUGUUUAAAGUCGAGCAUUCGGGCAUGCACAAUCUCUUGUGUAAAGAUCUAUCAAAAAGUCAUUUCUCAAAGUGCUGGAUAGCUACUUAACAUUUGAUGUCGCUAGUUUGAUCAUGGAUUUGAUAACUGCCAAGCAACACAGGUCCGUUGCCGGUUCAACAACUAUGAGACAAAUGCGUCAAAGGAACCCAAUAUAUACAGGUGAGUUACCAACCAUCCAAAACAAAGAGCUAAUUUGACUUAUUCAAACAUUACUCCAUAUGCCUGAAGUCUGGCUUGUUUCAGAGUCAGUCUUGCACAAAUAGACAGCAUGAAAAACCCACGCAUACACACACACACGUUAAGUACAUACACAUGACCGCAGACUACUCAGCAAGAGGUGUUUACAGAGUGGCUUGGCUGCUGACGCCAGUCAAUGAGCCUAAUGCAAUGGAAAUCAAAUGAAGGUUCAUUUGACGAUGUCUUUUAUUAUGCCAUUACGCUUUCUCUUUCCUCAUUAAAAAGCCCUUCCAUUGUGGGAAAGGCCUGCAUUAAGCAACAUUUACGUGCCUUGAGGCAAUCCGAGAGACAU